GUCAAAAAGGGCCGUCUAGGUCAUGCAAACCGGCGAAGUUCAUUCGAAGCACAUCAUCGAUAACUUUGUACUUAGAAACCGUCCCUUGAUCUUGUGGAGUGAACUCUAUACAAAAACUUAUGAGCGAACCACUUUAGAUCAUUUGAUGCAAGCUCACGCACCAAUGGAAAUGGCAUCGCAGAACGCCCAUCAACCGGUUCAAUCGGGGCCAUCGCGUACGGAUCCGGACCCGGAAGAGUACCUCAACGAUCCAAGAUUCCACCAGUCCUUCACCUUACCCCCCGGCAACGACCGCCCGGAUCCAUUCAAAGUCACGUAUUGCGACUACGGAUAUCGCAACCUGGACAACCCAGAGCGCGAGCAUGUCCUGCUCCUCUGCGGCCCCCUCCUGGGAAGCCGCUACCUUCACAUCGCCAAAGACGCCCUGGCAAAGAAACACAAGGUCCGCAUAAUCCACCCAGACAGACCAGGCUUCGGCGGCACAACCCUCGUCGACGCGCCCGACCGCGUCCGCCUCUGGCUCGAAAUCGUGCCCGCCCUCCUCGCGCACCUCUCCGUCCGCCACGUCUCGCUGGCCGCCCACAGCGGCGGCACAAUCUACGCCCUCAACACGGUCCUCCACCUGCGUCACCUGCUCUCCCCCGAGCGCCCCUACGUGGCCCUCGCCGCGCCGUGGGUCCACCAGUCCCGCUCGGGUGCCACGCUCAUGACGCUCGCGGGCGGGCUGCCGGAGACGGUGCUGGGCGGCUUCCACACGCUCGCCGGGUUCUCGCUGAAGCAUGUUGCGCCUCUGGCGGGCGCGGUGAGUGGGGUUUUCCCUAGUAUGCAGGCCGUGAGCGGGCUGCUGCCUGCGUCGAUGCGGAUGGGCUCUGCUGCCGAUCCUACGCCUCCUCCUGCGGUGGAAAUGAACCCUAUGGCAGAGUUUGAAGAGAAGAUUUGGCCGCAGCUCAUUCAAAAGGUGUAUUCUGAGGAUACGAGAGGGCUCAGCCAGGAUGCCAUUUUGCUGCUGAAGAGGGCGGGGCACUCGGAUUACUGGGGCUCAUGGAAGGACUAUGACGAGCUCGUCACCCUGCUGGCGGAGGCUGAACACAAUCUUGAUGCUGGCGUCAAGGGCGCUGCAAAGCUCAAGGUUGAUGUGUUUUGGGCGGAGGAGGACCAGAUGAUUGGUGUUGAUAAGGGUCCCAAGUGGUUUGAGGAUUGCUGGAGGGCUGAGCAGCGCCGUGACGUGAUUGAGUUUUCUAGCUGCGUUGUUCCCGGGACUGAUCAUGAUGGUAUCAUCGAACUGAAGUUUGAUGUGUUUGAGAGGAUAUUCCGUCAAGUUGGCGAAAGUAGCGAGGAAGGGGAUUCGGGCUUGCCAUCUGCGGCAUAGCAGGAGACGGAAUGUACAAUUAGAGGUGCUAGCAGAAUAAUCUGUAACUUCACCACGAGGAGCACCUCCAUAGUCGACAUGUUUGCCGGAACGCUGGUAUACAUGGCAGACCUCGCAAUUCAGA
This is a messenger RNA of Colletotrichum scovillei, 1493 nucleotides long. RefSeq lists its product as uncharacterized. The record is from RefSeq and is a predicted model, not a curated record. NCBI's taxonomy places the organism in Eukaryota, Fungi, Ascomycota, Sordariomycetes, Glomerellales, Glomerellaceae. Bases 23 to 1369 code for a protein of 448 amino acids. The transcript has 2 exons.